Rosa rugosa (rugosa rose) is the source of this 1001-nucleotide messenger RNA. RefSeq names its product mediator of RNA polymerase II transcription subunit 18-like. NCBI's taxonomy places the organism in Eukaryota, Viridiplantae, Streptophyta, Magnoliopsida, Rosales, Rosaceae. The transcript is spliced from 6 exons. The record is from RefSeq and is a predicted model, not a curated record. Gene Ontology annotation, molecular function: transcription coregulator activity. Gene Ontology annotation, biological process: termination of RNA polymerase II transcription; regulation of transcription by RNA polymerase II. Bases 173 to 826 code for a protein of 217 amino acids. Gene Ontology annotation, cellular component: core mediator complex; mediator complex.
AAACUUUUGAGGCCCAUAGCAAUAAUCUAAAGCUUGUCUUCUGGAUUCACAGAAACCCAGAACAAGGAAGACCUUCUUCCCUUGGCACCAGAGCUUUAGGCUGUAAGAGUAAACCCCAAACCCAAAGCUCACUCUCAGGUUUGGUGAGGUUGAUUAUAUCAGCAAAAUUUGGAUGGAGUGCGUGGUUCAGGGAAUCAUAGAAACACAGCAUGUUGAAGCCCUUGAGAUUCUUCUUCAGGGUCUUCGUGGUGUUCGCAGAGAACCUUUGAAGGUCCAUGAGAUAUGCCUUAAAAGUGGCCCAAACUUAGGAGCUGUACCUUCUGAGGUUCGACUUAUUUGCAAUCUUGAACAAACUGAACCUACAUGGACUGUGAGGUUCGUGGGGGGUGCGAUGAGAGGUGCAGGUAAAGAGCAACUCUCAGUUUUAGUAAGAACUGUGAUCGAAAGCAAAGCAAGCAAGAAUGUGCUUCGCUUAUUUUAUGCACUUGGCUACAAGUUGGAUCAUGAGUUACUGAGGGUCGGGUUUGCGUUCCAUUUCCAGAGAGGCACGCAGAUGACUGUGACUGUGUCAUCAGUUAAUAAGAUGCCACAACUACACAAUACAGAUGAAGCUGUCCCUGUAACUCCCGGGAUACAGUUGGUUGAAGUUACAGCCCCUGCAUCAUCUGAAACUUAUACUGAAGUUGCGUCGGCAGUGUCAUCAUUUUGCGAAUAUCUUGCACCGCUCCUGCAUUUGUCAAAACCGGGAAUUUCAACUGGGGUUAUUCCUACUGCCGCUGCCGCUGCUGCAUCUCUCAUGUCUGAUGGUGGGGGUACUACCUUAUAGCAGAAGUUGUAAAUUUCCUUCAAAUUUUGUAUUUACUGUUACAGUGAUGACUUGCUGGUUUAACAAUAGUUGGUAAUCAUAACUGCUUGUCAAACUUCAUAACAAUAUAUUACAGUAGUUUCUCAUUGCUAAAACCUGCAAAGUCAAUAAUCAUAACUAUGUUUUUUAUAUGUUU